Strongylocentrotus purpuratus (purple sea urchin) is the source of this 2075-nucleotide messenger RNA. RefSeq names its product zinc-finger transcription factor Snail (gene snail). The record is from RefSeq and is marked provisional. Gene Ontology annotation, biological process: regulation of DNA-templated transcription. NCBI's taxonomy places the organism in Eukaryota, Metazoa, Echinodermata, Echinoidea, Camarodonta, Strongylocentrotidae. Gene Ontology annotation, molecular function: DNA-binding transcription factor activity, RNA polymerase II-specific; RNA polymerase II cis-regulatory region sequence-specific DNA binding.
CAGUAAGCGUGCACUACCGUAUAAUUGAGAAAGGAAGUUAUUGACUUAGAAAGGAACUCUCAGCGGACAACUAACUUCAUUAAUUGUUCUGAACUUGGUCAGAGCUGUACCGGAUUUUAAUAAUUCAUUGUCACAAUUGGAGAUAUUUUACCAACAAGAUGCCGAGGUCUUUUCUCGUCAAAAAGAACGCAAAGCAAGCCGCUUCGGGGCUGAAGAAGUUGCAACAUGGCAUUGCUACCACAGCAUACGACGCAGGUAUCAUGCUAGUGGCAAGCUACCCCGAAAUGGCGGUAGCAGCCCCCGUCAACAUUCCGCAUCCAGUUAUCCACAAACCCGAGCCUCUCCAGGCCAUUCCCAACCCAUCGGCCUACUGGCGACACCAUCCGAAUGUGAUCUACAGCGCCGCAACGUCACCGUUCGAAGCCGACACCUUCCCGCACAUCCACAAGGGGUACAGCCCUCCUCCACCGUUCUCCCAACCUCUCCACGCCCACCUCCCACAACCGUCGCUGCAUCAUCUCCUCACCCCGACGCCGAUUAUUGACGACGAGAACCGCAUGAUCACGUCGCUGUCUCCGAACCAACACCCUCACCACCACCACCACCAUCACCACCCUCAUCCUCACCACCGCCAGCAGCAUCUUCAGGCGUCGACGCCCGCGGCGGCUACGCCUACCGCUACCGCAGCGGCGAAACCCGAGAAGGAGAUCAAAAAGCGACGCAGCAACAAAAACGGCGAAGACAGCACGAAGUACCACUGCCCCGACUGCGGGAAGGAGUACUCGACGUUCGGCGGGUUGAGCAAGCACAGGCAGCUGCACUGCGACGCGCAGAACAAGAAAACCUUCAACUGCAAAUACUGCGACAAGGAAUACAUGUCCCUUGGAGCCCUCAAAAUGCACAUCAGGACACAUACCCUGCCUUGCAAGUGCAAGUUCUGCGGGAAGGCUUUCUCCCGACCGUGGUUGCUUCAGGGCCACAUUCGCACUCAUACCGGCGAGAAGCCCUUCUCUUGCCCGCACUGCCAAAGAGCGUUCGCCGACCGUUCCAACCUCCGCGCACAUCUCCAAACCCACUCUGAAGUCAAGAAGUACAGCUGCAAGUCCUGCGGGAAGACAUUCUCCAGGAUGUCACUCCUCAACAAGCACGAGGAGUCCGGGUGCAUCUCUUCAAGUAGUGACUGAAGCAUCCUCUAAAUCAUAGAACCUAAGAUCCCGUCAUCGGACGGUUGGUGACCAAAAACAAGAAACCGUCGCUGUACAGUUGUAUUUAACCCAGAUAAUUUAUUGCAAAAAGAAUUGUUCUAUUAUCUUGCCAGAGUUGGAAGAGAAAUGGCUGAAAAGUGACUGAGCAGCACUGAAUUAACAGUACCAAAAAUGCAGCAAGUAGAAUAACUUUAAUUCUAGAGACAAUCUAGCUAGAAACAGGUUAUCUUAGAAUGAACUUCCUCGUCUAAGCAAAUCUUCGUAACGUUCAGGAACUUCAGGAAACCUCAUGCAGAUUUUAUUUUAUAUGUCUUGAGAAGGAAGAGACAACGAAUUCUCCAUUUUUAAACGAAAUGUGUUCCAUAACUUGCCAUUUAACAACUAUGUCUACAACUCGUAAUGCCAUAACAAUCUCCGGGCCAAACUGCUGGUUUACAUAAUCACAUUUAAUCCCCUAUUUUACAUAGUUCUGCCAUUUCAGAUUUGACUACGAGGUUGGGGAGGGGGGGGGGGUGUGGGAUUUACCCUUUACAAUGAAUAUCGUAUAUUGCCCCCGGCUGCCCCUCCUUCAAGGUUCGAGGUUUAACUAGAUAAAAAGGAGGGGCGUGGUCCAUUGCAAUCAUUCAAAGUAGGGGGCGCUAUACCAAAAACAUAACCAAAGUUACCUGGAAAAAAGGGGGGGGUGAAUGGCUUAAUAUGUAGGAAUUUGGAGUAGGAAGGUGCUGAUUGCAUGGUAUUGUGUUGAACGGGUAGCUUUGUGUACAAAUGUUUCUUAUUUUGCUGAAAGCUUCGGUUAUGGAAUAUUUGAAUGUCAUUAAUAUAUUGACAUGUCUUAAGUUGUUUUGUUAACAUGCCAAUACUGUAUGCCCU